Messenger RNA from Pieris rapae (cabbage white), 995 nucleotides. RefSeq lists its product as uncharacterized. Gene Ontology annotation, molecular function: single-stranded RNA binding. The transcript has a single exon. Gene Ontology annotation, cellular component: ribonucleoprotein complex. The record is from RefSeq and is a predicted model, not a curated record. Lineage: Eukaryota; Metazoa; Arthropoda; Insecta; Lepidoptera; Pieridae. Gene Ontology annotation, biological process: retrotransposition. The coding region runs from base 1 to 978 and encodes 325 amino acids.
AUGACGGAAUUAGACUUCAAGAAAAUUCUACCUAUGAAUAGAAUGAAGUGGAAGUGUUCGGCAUGUAAGAUAAAAAAGAAAGCUACUACUUCGACGACUUCACCUACACCUACUUCGGCUUCGCCCUUGAACGUGGACACGGAGGUCUUGGGAAGGGGAGGGAAGCAAUCGGAUCGCCAACAGAUACCUGGUAAUACUGGUUCAUUACAGGAUAGGGACGCCUUGGUAUCAGCUAUAAGUAAUCAAGUACUUGAAGCUAUUAAAACUGAACUGCCGCAGAUGAUAUCCAGAAUAUUGAAAACAGAAUUAUCAUCCAUUAAAGAUGACUUGUUGGAUUUUCGCCAGUCUGUUGAUUUCCUGAGCACAAUGCAUGAUGAAAUGAAGUCUGCGAUAGAAACUUUAGCCAAAGCUAAUGCAUUAAUUUCUAGGGAAAAUUUAGAACUCAAGUCCACUGUGUCAGAACUAUCUGAUCGCCUAAAUAAUUUGGAGCAACAUAUGCGCGAGAACAACUUGGAGAUGCAAGGUGUACCUGAGCACCAUAAUGAAAAUUUACCUAAUCUUCUUAAACAAUGUUCUCGUGUAAUAGGUCAUGAUUUGAAGGAAGAUGCAAUAGUAAAGUGCACUAGAGUCGCUAAGUUGAAUAAAGAAAGCAAGCUACCUCGUAGUAUAAUUGUCAAGUUUAGAUGCGUGGAAGAUCGUGAUAGCUUUUACUCUGCUGUAUAUAGAUAUAAUAAAUCCAACUCUAGUGACAAAUUAAAUACAUCUUUACUAGGAAUCGCGGGUGAUAAGAAACCUGUGUAUGUGAGUGAACAUUUGUCGCCUUCCAACAAAUCUUUACAUGCCGCGGCUCGUAAAAGGGCGAAAGAACUUGGAUAUAAAUUUACAUGGGUAAAAAGUGGACGUAUAUACGUUCGAAAAACUAUUGAUUCUAAGUAUAUAUUGAUUAAGAAUAACAAAAGCCUUGCUCUAAUAAGUUAAUACUAUCAGUGCAUAUU